AUGAAGAAGACCAGAAUUUUGUCAUUUGUUUCUUAUAAAGAAAUUGAUACCGCUGUUAAUAAUCAAGACGCGUUAUUAGAGCAGCAACAACAAGACAUUAAUGCAUUGGUGGUAGAUUUGACCUCUCGAGAUCUGGAUCCAGAAAUUGAGCACCAACUAAACACAUAUUUAGAUCUUAAUAGUUUGCCUAUUUUAACUGAGAAAAGGCUUGAAGAUUUUGAAAUUAUCGAAAUUAUUCUGGAUAAAGCAAAUCAA
Molecule: messenger RNA, 255 nt
Organism: Dentiscutata erythropus
Lineage: Eukaryota; Fungi; Glomeromycota; Glomeromycetes; Diversisporales; Gigasporaceae
Source: the annotation of a GenBank genome assembly